AUGCUUGUUACGGGGCGAAUCCUGCCUUUGGUAAAGUUUGCGCAGCUUCUCUGGUUUCUGUUUGCUUUGCUUUCGACUCUACUGGCUUUGAGCUCCGCAGGCACUUCGAGACAUGGUCCUCCAUCGGUGGAAUAUUCGGCAGGCCAGAGUGAUCCGAGUGGCACCGUCCGGGUCCGCUUCAAGGCUCCAACGCGUCAAGACAGUCGGACGGAGUCCUUCGAGGAUCGUCACCACUGGAAACAAGCAGCAGCAGCGGCGGCAUUACUCCUGCAGCAGGAGCGACGAGCCUUUCAGAUACGACUGCGUCCUCGCACACGGCGAUGGGCUGUGGGAUUCACGUAG
Messenger RNA from Letharia columbiana, 342 nucleotides. RefSeq lists its product as uncharacterized. The record is from RefSeq and is a predicted model, not a curated record. The coding region runs from base 1 to 342 and encodes 113 amino acids. The transcript has 2 exons. NCBI's taxonomy places the organism in Eukaryota, Fungi, Ascomycota, Lecanoromycetes, Lecanorales, Parmeliaceae.